This is a messenger RNA of Arvicola amphibius (Eurasian water vole), 669 nucleotides long. It is a transcript of the gene Vwc2l, whose product is annotated as von Willebrand factor C domain containing 2 like. Gene Ontology annotation, molecular function: protein binding. The record is from RefSeq and is a predicted model, not a curated record. Gene Ontology annotation, cellular component: AMPA glutamate receptor complex. Gene Ontology annotation, biological process: negative regulation of BMP signaling pathway. Bases 1 to 669 code for a protein of 222 amino acids. The transcript is spliced from 3 exons. NCBI's taxonomy places the organism in Eukaryota, Metazoa, Chordata, Mammalia, Rodentia, Cricetidae.
AUGGCUCUUCAUAUUCAUGAAGCUUGCAUACUUCUAUUGGUCAUCCCUGGAUUGGUCACCUCUGCUGCCAUCAGUCACGAAGACUAUCCUGCUGAUGAAGGUGACCAGGCUUCCAGUAAUGACAAUCUGAUCUUUGAUGACUAUCGAGGGAAAGGGUGUGUGGAUGACAGCGGCUUUGUAUACAAGUUGGGAGAACGGUUUUUCCCGGGGCAUUCCAACUGUCCAUGUGUCUGUGCUCUAGAUGGACCUGUUUGUGAGCAGCCAGAAUGCCCUAAAAUUCAUCCGAAAUGUACAAAAGUGGAGUACAAUGGAUGCUGUCCCGAAUGUAAAGAAGUGAAAAACUUUUGUGAAUAUCAUGGAAAAAAUUACAAAAUCUUGGAGGAAUUUAAGCCCUCUCCAUGUGAAUGGUGUCGCUGUGAGCCCAGCAAUGAAGUUCACUGUGUUGUAGCAGACUGCGCAGUUCCUGAGUGUGUCAACCCAAUCUAUGAACCAGAACAGUGUUGUCCUGUCUGCAAAAAUGGUCCAAACUGCUUUGCCGGAACUACAAUAAUUCCAGCUGGCAUUGAAGUGAAAGUGGACGACUGUAACAUCUGUCAUUGUCACAACGGGGACUGGUGGAAACCCGCUCAGUGUUCGAAGCGCGAAUGCCAAGGCAAGCAGCCUCUGUAG